This is a messenger RNA of Aedes aegypti (yellow fever mosquito), 1044 nucleotides long. RefSeq lists its product as uncharacterized. The record is from RefSeq and is a predicted model, not a curated record. The transcript has a single exon. Lineage: Eukaryota; Metazoa; Arthropoda; Insecta; Diptera; Culicidae. Bases 1 to 1044 code for a protein of 347 amino acids.
AUGACUAAGUACGUACUAUGGAAAGCGACCAGCGGCGGACCGCUGGACCCCUUUGAAGUAGGAAGUACGCUUGAAACACUGGGAAUUGAAUCGGAGGCAAAACAGCUCAAAGGCGGCGAGUUCAUUAUCCAAUGCGAGUCGCAAGAGCAAACCAAGGAGAUCCUGGCGGUGACGGCACUCCAGGACGGAACAAAAGUGAGGGCGACCACGCACCCAACCCUAAAUGGGUGCAAGUGCAUAGUGAGAUGCCCUGCGAUUAAGAACAGAAACGAGGCGGAUAUACUAGACCGCUUGAAGCAAGAAGGAGUGGUGGGGGUGCAAGGGAUGGGAAGAAACGGAACGUUUCUUCUCACCCUUGCCGUAAACACCCCCCCGCUUACGAUCAAGAUUGGAGCCCUAAGGGUUCCAACCGCUCCCUUUGUACCAAGACCAUUACUAUGCAAACAAUGCUUUGUCUAUGGACACACGAAUAAAGUGUGCCGGAAUAGACCGGCAUGCCAAAUCUGUGGAAAGUAUCAUGAUCAAAAGCAAUGUAGAAAAAGGCCAACCUGCAGGAAUUGCGAAGGAGGCCACCUCCCAACUAGCCGCCUGUGCCCGGUGUGGACACAGGAGAUGGCAAUAAACGAAACAAUUGUCACUAAAAGAAUCUCGGGCAAAGAAGCGCGAGAAGAAUACAAAAGGACUAACCCCGACUAUAUCACACCCCCCAAAUUGGACACAAUGGCCCGUAAAGGUCCAUCCCCCUCGGUCAAAGAGCGAACGCCGAAAAGAAUGAAACCCGAACCAAGCAAGCGUCCAGUGAAGCCGAAACCGAAACCGAAGCCGGAACCCAGGCUGGAAGCCAGUAUCGACCUAACGGAUGAUAACACAACGGAGGACCCGGAAGCACAGGAGAAGGAUUUCACAAGAAAGGCCAUCGCCGACUAUAAGGUCGCCCUAGAGGCGAUCUAUGGGUCGAGCGAUGACUCAGACACGGAUAUGGGAGACAUCAGCGUGAAAACUCCCGCUGUACAAAAGAAAAAGAAGACAAAAGCAUCAAAAUGA